Lodderomyces parapsilosis is the source of this 465-nucleotide messenger RNA. RefSeq lists its product as uncharacterized. Lineage: Eukaryota; Fungi; Ascomycota; Pichiomycetes; Serinales; Debaryomycetaceae. The transcript has a single exon. Bases 1 to 465 code for a protein of 154 amino acids. The record is from RefSeq and is a predicted model, not a curated record.
AUGCUAUCCAUAGGGAUUACAAGUGAAGAUUCACAACAGCCAGUUGAACAAGCCAAUGACUACGUACUGAGUUCUGCUUCAUUCAUUGAGUCGCAUUACAUUGCUAUUGUGCUGUGUAUUGUGAUAUUUGGUGUAGGAUUUCAUCUUCGCCACAAAAUAGGAGAGUUGCUCGAUAGGUAUAGAACUAGACGAAGAAUCCUGCAAGGAUAUUACCAAAACUUGGGCACAUUUGAAGGGGAUAUCAAUGAUGGUUUGAGCAGCCUGAAUUUUGAUUUGGAAGCAAACAAUUCCAAUGAUUCAAGAAAGGGGUUGAGUGAAGCAGCAAAGGAAGAGGUCAAGAAAAUCAUGAAUACCAAAGGCAUUAGCUUUGAUGAAGCCCGAUUGGAGUAUACGAGGAGCGAGUUGAACAAAAAUAAUAUUGAUGAGAAUGGGUUACCGAAAGAUCCUAAAUUAGUAGUGUUUUGA